AUGUCUAAGAGAAACAAUGAUGAAGGGGGCUCAGAAGAACCACCAAUGAAAAAAGUUCAGUUUGAGCCUGUUAGACUUGGCCCUAUUUCUACCAUGGAAGACUUAGAUAUGAAAGUACUACAAUACCAAAAUAAAAAACUAGCUCAGAGAUUAGAACAAAGAAAUAGACUGGAAGCAGAACUAAGAAAUAGAAUAGAGCAGUUAGAAAAACGACAAACACAAGAUGAUUCUGUUUUAAAUGUUGUAAAUCGUUAUUGGAACCAAUUAAAUGAAGAUAUUCGUGUACUAUUACAAAGGUUUGAUGCGGAAACAGCUGAUGAAUUAGAGAGCAAAAAUGAAAGUGAAGCUACAACUUCAUUCUUAGUACAAUUAUCAACAUGGGAUAAGGAAGAAUUAGAUGAAAAAUUAGCUAAUCGAGUACAAGUAUCAAAACGAGCAGUGGCAAAAGUUAUACAAGCCUUUGAUAGGCUCAUGCAAAGAAAUGAAAAAAUUACACUUGCUCUAAAAGGAGAGUUGGAAGGAGAAGAAGCCCCUAGUAUGGAUGAAACGGUUCGUCAAGCAAAUAGUGAACUUCAAGCUGAGAAUCAGAAGUUGCAAACAUUAAAUACCUCUUUACAUAAAAAGUAUCAUACAAUGUCAUUAAAGUUGGCUGGCUUACAAGACAAUGUAAACUGCAAAGAAACAGAAGUUGCUGAAAUGCGAAAUCAGAUCGAAGAGUUGCAAUACGAAUAUCAAAAAAUUCUUGAUCGAAAUUAUAAAUUGGAAACACAUUUAGCAGAUUCAAGAGAUAAGUUAAAAGGAUUAGAAGCAAUGCAAAUUGAUGACAGAGUUAUUUCGAAACCGGAUACAUCAAUUGCACAGUCAAGCGUAUCACUACAAAAGAUGGAAGAAUUUCAAAAAGAAAAUGAAGAACUAAGAGAAUUGAAUAAUAACAGACUCCAAGAACUUGAUAAGUUACAUCAACAACAUAGGGAGACUUUAAUGGAAGUAGAAAGAUUAAGAAUGGAUCUAAGGCAACUUCCUGAAAAUGUAAUCAUUGACACAACAGAAUAUAAAUGUAUCCAAUCACAUUUUUCUGUGUUGUACAGUGAAUUUAUGUUAAUGAGAAAUCAACUACUUGAAUCAACUGGAUUGCUUCAAAACAGUAAAAAUACUCAUUUGCGCCAAAUGGAAGUGAUGGAGAGUGAUGAAUUAUCAGCUCAAAAGAAAUUACGUUCAGAAUUGAUGAAUUCUGAAGAUGUCAAUGCUCAAUUGCGUAAAGAAUAUGAAAUGUUACGUAUUGAAUUUGAACAGAAUUUGGCGGCUAAUGAACAAACUGGACCCAUAAAUCGAGAAAUGAGACAUUUACUAUCAUCCUUACAAAAUCAUAAUAAUCAGCUUAAGGGUGAAUUGCAUAGAUAUAAGCGUAAAUAUAAAGAUGCCAAUGCAGAAGUACCAAAGUUAAAGAAAGAACUAGAAGACAUUAAACUAAAGCUAGGUCAACAAAUUACAACCCCUGUCCUAGAUUCAAAAGAAGGAUUAUUAGAAUCUUGCAAAGAAGAUGAAUGUGGAAUAAAUGAAAAUAUUAAAGAAGAAUUUUCAUUAUCUCAAGUUAUUAUGAAGAAAGAAGAAGAUUUAGAAGGUAUAUCUCAGUUAAUAGAUGAAAAUGUUCAAAUCGAUGAAAAAAUUGAUAUCAAAAAUGUUAAAAAAGAACAGAUAAGAGACGGACAACAAACACCUAAUAAAACAUCAACAGGUCCGGCAACUACUCCAGAUCAAAAGCCUGUCAACCAAAAAGACAUUGUUAGAAAUUGGGAAAGUGAAGCUCUUAGAGAUUUGAAAUCUCAACUUAAAAAAUCUGUAAAUGAUCAAAAAGAAAUGAAAUUAUUAUUAGACAUGUAUAAAGGAGUUAGUAAAGACCAAAGAGACAAAGUUCAAUUAAUGGCAGCUGAAAAAAAACUUCGAGCAGAACUUGAAGAAGCAAAACAGGCCUUAAAAAAAAUACAAGAAGGCAAACGGGAAGAACGCAAGAAACUAGCUGAUGAAGAUGCCUUACGAAAAAUCAAACAAUUGGAAGAACAUAUUGUUCAACUCCAAAAACAAGUUGCUACUCAUAAACAAGAAGAAGAAGCGAUGCUAAGUGAAAUGGAAGUGACAGGUCAAGCAUUUGAAGAUAUGCAAGAACAAAACUCUAGAUUAAUUCAACAAUUACGUGAAAAAGAUGAUGCUAAUUUUAAAUUAAUGACUGAACGUAUAAAGUCUAAUCAAUUACAUAAAAUGGCUCGCGAAGAAACUGAUACUCUCAAAGAAUUGAUUAAAACUUUAACAAAUCAAGUAGAGAUGACAAACACAGUAGUUCGUAAAUUAGAAGAAAAAGAGCGUAUAUUGCAAAAUUCUUUAGCAACAGUUGAAAAAGAAUGUUCAAUUAGACAACAGGCUAUGGAAAUGCACAAACGAAAAGCGAUUGAAAGUGCUCAAUCUGCUGCCGAUUUAAAAUUACAUCUUGACAAAUAUCAUGCCCAAAUGAAAGAAGCACAACAAGUAGUAACGGAAAAAACCAGUGCCCUUGAGGCUGAAGCAUACAAAACCAAAAGGCUUCAGGAAGAAAUAGUACAGUUAAGACGAAAAACUGAACGUAUGAAAAAAAUUGAACAAGCCGGUACGUUAGAUGAAGUUAUGGUGGAAGAAAUUAGAGAAUAUAAAGAAACACUUACCUGUCCAUCUUGCAAAGUUAAACGAAAAGAUGCAGUACUGACCAAAUGUUUUCAUGUUUUUUGUUGGGAUUGUUUACGUACUCGUUAUGAGACAAGACAGAGAAAAUGUCCUAAAUGCAAUGCAACAUUUGGAGCUAAUGAUUAUCAUAGACUUUAUCUUGGGUCAUAAUUAUAUUGAGAGUUUUUAGUAAGAUAUGUAACCUAACCUUUAGGUAUCUUGUAACCUAAUUGUUUUGCAGUCCUAUUUUUAUUAUAAUUAUAUAUUUUGAUGAUUGUUCCAAGAUUUUUCUAGAUUAUUUUAGUGCGACAUUAUUCCUAAUCGAAUGAUUUUCGACUAUAUACAUUUAGGAAACUAGAUUUUAAUGUUUAUUUUUAACAUUAUUAACAAAUUAUUAUUAAAUGUGCUACAGUUAAAUAAAAUGGGUCCGUCAAAUUGUAUAAUAAUAUUUCUAAUAAAUACUACUACACUUAAUAGGUUUAUUUCUUGUUAUGAUCGACAACUUUGAUAUAGUUUGUAUUAUGCAUGCUAAUUAUUGUUAUUGUGAAAAUUAUUCAAACACAAUAAAAAUUAUUACAUCUUAUCAUAAAACUAUGUGCUGGCGUAUUGUAAAUUAUUGAUGAUAUAAAAUAAUUUGUUUCAAAACAAGAAGACUGUAAUAAAUUAAUAUUUCAUAUGAUUAACAUUUUGAUAUGACGUUACAUUACCAAUUAAAAUGAACAAAUUGUUGUAAUUAAUAAUUAUAUUAAUUUAUUGAAACAGUACCAUCGUACAUACUAACUCAAAUUGUUUAAAUCAAAAAGCUAGCAAUGUUAUAAACUAUUAUGUCUGGUUGUUAAACAUAUUAAAAUUAGAAUAUUCUGAUAAAUUACCAGUGUAUUUUCAAAUAUUGAGACAUUACAUUUAAAUAAUUUACCUAUUAUAAUAAUGUGUAGAUUUUAAAUUUAAUUCUACUUCAACAAACCUUGUAAACUUGUAAUGUUAGCAAAUAAUUAGUUUGUAUUUUAUUUGUAAGUAAGAAGUGGGCACCAUAUUAUUGUAGUAUAUAUAAUAUAAGUUUGCUUAGUUAUUUAUAGAUUAUAUCUAAUAUAAUAUAUAAAUGA
Acyrthosiphon pisum (pea aphid) is the source of this 3794-nucleotide messenger RNA. RefSeq names its product E3 ubiquitin-protein ligase Bre1 (gene Bre1). Gene Ontology annotation, cellular component: HULC complex; nucleus. Gene Ontology annotation, molecular function: ubiquitin protein ligase activity; metal ion binding. Bases 1 to 2862 code for a protein of 953 amino acids. The record is from RefSeq and is a predicted model, not a curated record. Lineage: Eukaryota; Metazoa; Arthropoda; Insecta; Hemiptera; Aphididae. The transcript is spliced from 16 exons.